AUGGCCAAGAUCAUGGCGGCGGUGGCGUGCUCGAGGCGGAAUUUCCAGCAGCUGAGCAGCCUCAUGUCGUCGACCAAGAUCCCGUCGCUGGACUUGUUCCGUCCCAACAGCCGCUGGUACUCCGAGACCUUCGACCAGGACAACAAUGGCGACGUGAGGAUCGACACGGACAGCGUCCGCAAGGUGGUGAAGGAGUUCUCGUUCGGCCAGUCUCUGUGGCACAAGCUCGAUGGUAUGUGCAACAGCGCCGACGCCAUCCUUAACUCCAAGUCGUGCGGACUGUGGCCGCUGCCGGCUUUCAUCAACCAUUCGUGCUGUCCGAAUGCCGCGCGGCUGGAAGUCGGGCGAGCGCUCUUCGUCCACGCGGCUCGAGACAUCGGCGAGGGGGAGGAGAUCACUCUCCCAUACUUCGACGCGCUGGUGCCGUUCCACGCGCGGCAGGAGAUCUGCCAGCGGUGGGGAUUCCAGUGCCAGUGCCGCCGCUGCUCCAGCGAGCGCGGCUCUCAGAAGGCCUUCCGGAGGAUCAACGAGCAGUUCAACUUCCUCCACGACAAGGCCUUCCGGGAGAUCAACGCGGCGGCGGAGGCCGGGGAGGUGCCCGGUCCUCUCCCGGCGUGCGCGAGCUUCGGGCAGCUAGCCGUGCGGCUCCAGGCGGAGGGAAGCGCGAGCGCGGACACGCUGCUGCGCGCCUCGUACGCGCUGGCCUACUUGGCCGGGAUGCCAUCGUCGGACUUCUUCGAGGAUUUCAUGCAAACGGUGCCGCCAUGGGAGGAUCUGGUGAGCUGCUUGCACGAGACGGUGCCGGGGCACUGGCGAUCGCUGAUAAUGCAGUGCGGGGAAGUGAUGGAGCUGCGGCAGUACUUGGAAUCGUCGGCGGUGGUGAGAGACGAGGGGCCAUUGCGAGUGGUGAGAGAGGUGGCUUACAAGCUUUGCCGGAGUACCUUUGGGAACCAAAGGGCCGAGGUCUUCGAGGCGCUCAUCGCGCAAGCUAGUAGCAUGAGGCCAUUUUGA
Messenger RNA from Selaginella moellendorffii, 1011 nucleotides. RefSeq lists its product as uncharacterized. Gene Ontology annotation, molecular function: protein binding. The coding region runs from base 1 to 1011 and encodes 336 amino acids. The record is from RefSeq and is a predicted model, not a curated record. The transcript has a single exon. NCBI's taxonomy places the organism in Eukaryota, Viridiplantae, Streptophyta, Lycopodiopsida, Selaginellales, Selaginellaceae.